AUGAAUAAUCAAAGCAGCAACACCGCCAAUAAUGGUGGUUCUUCUAUCAUUCCGAACACUAACAAAUCAACUCCUUUGCGACCGAAGCAAUUCCAAGAUGUUCUUGAUAUCAUCAGAGAUCCGAAUUCUGUCUUGUUUUUUGAGUAUUCUAACGAGUCUCAAGCUGCUAAACGAACAUUAAAUUGGGCCAUUUACUUUUAUCAACACAAGGAAUUCGUAAAAGCAAGAGAUGCACUCAUCAAAUGUGGAGAAUUGAUUUCUACCAUCAAUUCACAGCUCACACAACUCUUACAAAAGAACAAUACAACCACCAUCCAUAAUGAUGAUGGUGACAGUUCCAAAAAGAACAACAUGCUUGUACAACAAUUACAAGCUGGAAAGGAUUUUCUAUUCAAAAUUAUUCUUCUCGUUGAAUAUAUUGAUUUGUUGUUGAAACAGAAACCUUCAUCAUCAUUGUCACCACAACGUCAAACCUCACAAUCCAAAGUGCCACCAUCGCAGCAACAAUCUUCUUCAUCCACCACUGGCUCUUCUACCCAAAGAGCUCUCUCCCGAAUUUCUAGCGGGAUUUUCUCAAAGAUCACCUCGAUAGCAACAGGUUCUUCUUCAUCUACCUCAUCAUCAUCUUCUGUAAAUAACAUCAACAAUACAAACAAUGGUAAUUCGUCAUCGGAAUCUACUCUGCUACGUUUUAUCAACAAUGUUGGAAGUGCUUUAAAAAAACCAAAGGAAGAUGUACCUAUUCCAAAUUUGGCUGAAACCUAUGUACAGGAACAAUAUGUGUUCAUUGAAUUUAUGGACAGCAAAAACAAUCCGAAGAAAAUUCCAGAAAAUCCAAAAACAAUGCCAAGUCUUAAUGCUGGAGUUGUGACAACUGCUUCUUCCUUGACAUCACGAGAAUCAGUAUCAACUUUGCAACAACGAUUACAAACGGUCAUGAAAGGAACCAAACCUUCACAACCACAACAAUUACAUGCAAUUCAACUACAUCAACAACCUCAGCAACCUCCAUCUAAUGCUGUACCUCGUUUAUCCCUAGACGUAUCUCCAAACGAAAAUAGAAGUCCUCAAUCUGCAUCUAGAAUGAAAUCUUUUAUUUACUAUAUAGACAGUCGAAAAGAUCUCUCCCCUGAAAACAUUUCUGCAGAAGAUGUAAAAAAUAUGAUCAAGAUAUUGAAUGAAAAUUUAAAAACUUUAGGAUCAACAUCGAACUACAAAGCUCUGGAAGUUCUUAACCGAAUUCAUGAAAAAAUUCUGCCCUAUAAAAAGCAAAUUCUCAGGGAGCUGAGCAAUCAAUCAACAAAGGAGAAGUCAAAGAAGCUUUACAUGCUUAAAAAAUUUUUAAAGAUUGCUUUUACUGCACAGAUGGUUAAUCACUUUAUCUCGAAAGAAGAAAGUGUCAAUACUCUGCAAGAGAAUUUGCAACAAUUUUUUGAGGUUGAUAAUUUUACACUUCAUCUAUUAAUUAUCUAUGGAAUUGCGGAAAGUUUUGACCAUACACAUUUUUGUUUAUCAUAUCUUUCACACAACAUUGAAAAUUUUUCUCAAUCCAUUAACUCUGUAAAUCAAUACCAAGUAGAGAAGAGACAAAUAUAUCGCCAAGUGGAUGAGCUUGUGUUUGGUCAUUUGCGCAACAGAAUUAUGGAGUUAAAGUGGUGCUUUGGAAUUGAUACGUUUGCCUACGUUACAAAUGAUUUUGACGGUGAUGCUCUCUUAGCGUUAGAUGCUUUGUUGUCAUGCCUAAUUGGAUGGCAAAAGGUCAAAACGUUAAUGGGAGACUACAGUGUAAAUAACCCUCCUUCUACGUCACACAUUAUUGCAGAUUCUUUGGCUCACUUUGUUCGAAAAGUUUAUAUUCUCAAUAGAGAGAUCAUUUCCAAUAACUUGAAACAAUCUGGAAGACUGAAAGGUUUCUUUUUAGAAGCAACAUUUAACAUGAAUUUGGCUACAUUUGUUGUCGACGAGAGCAAGCAAUUGAUUGCCCGAUUUGCUUCUCAUCUCGAUAAGCAUUUAAUUGAAGCAAAUACUACAUUUGCUGAUAUUAUAUGCUCCGAAUUUUCCAAACAUUUAACAGUAGAAGUUAGCGCGUUUUGUCAAGAAGCUCUCAAAUAUCAAAAUGCUUGCAUAGAGCAAGGAAAGAAAAACAAAUAUCUUCGAGUUUACUUUAAUGAGCUCAAUCUAGGAGUCAUUAACAAAUUAUGCUCUCAUUUGGCUACAAAGUACAGAGUGUUGCAGGAAUUAUCUGCAUUUGUAGGAAAUUUUGACUUUACCAUGUUUUAUGAAAUUGUUAGUUUAUGCAUUACAGUUGCAACUCCAAACAGACUGAAAGACUUUUAUGCCAAAGUAAUGAGCAUGGAUACACUUGACAAGCCCAUUGAUAAAACAGUUCUGUACACAUUUUCGUGUAUUGAUAUGGCAAAUGCAAGUUUGAAACCUAUUCAUACGAUUUACAACUUGGAUGGAAUCAUUAGAAAUCAGAAUGACAAGUACCUGAGUUUUCUCACGUUGCAUUUUGAAGCAAUUCGACCAACGAUUUCUGAAUACCUCCAAACCAUGUUGAACAGAUGCAAGUUUGAACUUUCAAAACAAGGAAAUGUACACGAUAGAAUUAGACUUGCUUGUAUUGCUUUCAAUAACGUCAAUGGUCUAUUUCUGUACGCAAAAGACAUUUUACAACAUUUUAACAAUGCCAUCUAUACCCAACUUUUAGAAGAUUAUGAGCGAAAUAUAGACCCAGAAGACGAAGACAAUGAAGUGAAUUACAAUCUCCUCCACGAUAAAUUGAUUGAAGUAUAUGAUUUUCCAACUGUGAAAUCGAUCAUGAAUGAAAUUCAAAUGGUAACUACGGAUAUGGCCUUUUGCAUUGCAGAUUGGAUUUAUGCCAUGAACGAACAACGAUUUGAAGCAAUAUUUACCUGUUUACCUGGAAAAGAGAUGGAACAUUUAAUGGUUUUACUGAGCUCUCUCGAUCGAUUUUUCAUACAUUUAUCCGAUGUGCUGUACUUGGAAUUGUUACAUGAAGUAUUGAAACAUUUAUUUGUGAUUUAUGUCCAGAAAUUAUUAAGGAACAAGCUGUUGGGAUGUAAACAACAAUCUCACCUCAAUGCCUCCGAACUGCUCUCCCCAAUCUCAUCUGUUCCACCCUCCAUGGAUAUUUUGUCCACUUCUCCCGGGACUUCCAUCUUCCAAUAUAACUCGCCUCAUAUUGGCAUUCAAAUUUGCCUCAAUGGAUUUAGAGACUUGUUUUAUGCGAAUGGUGAAGGACUGCCACUUGAUUUUAUCGAACAACAAGCAAAAGAGUUGGACAUUUUGUUACUCAUCUACACAGACGACACUGAAUCAUUGAUUAAUCUGUAUGAAACAUUAAUAGGAGAAAAUGAUGACAAGACCCUCAUUGACUUGUAUGAUCGUUUUUCAAAUCAUUUACCUUCGAAUGGAAGUGUUCACGAUGACAUUGACAACAUUUCCAUCGCCAGUGGCCACUCUGGAUUGAGCAGCAAUAGCUCCACGGAUUCUGUGGUCAUGCUGUCACUACAAAAAACCAUCAACAACAAGAACAAGAAUGAUUUUCUGUCUCCUGAACUGAUCCUUCUUCUCCUCAACAAACGAAAGAAGGACCGACGAGCUCGACAAUAUGCGCGACAGAGACUGAAGAAAGAUCUUCAACAACAACAACAAUAA
This is a messenger RNA of Naegleria fowleri, 3681 nucleotides long. RefSeq lists its product as uncharacterized. The record is from RefSeq and is a predicted model, not a curated record. The coding region runs from base 1 to 3681 and encodes 1226 amino acids. The transcript has 2 exons. Lineage: Eukaryota; Heterolobosea; Eutetramitea; Acrasida; Naegleriidae.